Rhincodon typus (whale shark) is the source of this 4873-nucleotide messenger RNA. RefSeq names its product solute carrier family 26 member 11 (gene slc26a11). Gene Ontology annotation, biological process: transmembrane transport. The record is from RefSeq and is a predicted model, not a curated record. Gene Ontology annotation, molecular function: secondary active sulfate transmembrane transporter activity. The transcript has 17 exons. Gene Ontology annotation, cellular component: membrane. The coding region runs from base 303 to 2072 and encodes 589 amino acids. NCBI's taxonomy places the organism in Eukaryota, Metazoa, Chordata, Chondrichthyes, Orectolobiformes, Rhincodontidae.
GCUUGUCUGAUCACAUGAGAGGCGGUCAUGUGACCGAGAUUCCUAGAAGCAAUCCAGAACCUCAGGGACGUGAACAAGUGCCUUUGGACAACCGGAGGAGAUGGGGACCGAGAUGGACAGCCUUGGAGGUGACUGAGUCACCCUGAGGAUCUGAAAACAGCCCAUGUCACCUCCAUUUGGAUUGGGGAAGGGGGUGGGUUAGUGGCGAACCUCUUCAGGAAGAACAGGUCGUAGCUGAGACGCCAGGCAGUGUGAGCAAAGGCCCGAGCCCUCCUCACCUCGAGGUGAUCGGAAGACGAGCCAUGGGCUCUGUGGUUAGGAAAUGCUGCACCUAUCGCACCUUGAAGAAGAGGCUCCCCAUCCUGGUUUGGCUGCCCCAGUACAGCGUUCAGUGGCUGCGGAUGGAUUUACUGGCAGGGAUGACCGUGGGGCUGACCGUGGUGCCUCAGGGCCUAGCCUAUGCUGAGAUUGCCGGCCUCCCUGUUCAGUAUGGGCUCUACUCAUCGUUUAUGGGCUGCUUCGUCUACUGCCUCCUGGGUACCUCGAAAGAUAUCACGCUGGGUCCGACAGCGAUCAUGUCCCUUCUGGUUGCUUCAUACGCCAAUCACGAUCCAGUUUAUGCCGUGUUGCUGGCUUUCCUCUGUGGCUGCUUUCAACUGGCAAUGGGAAUCCUGCAACUUGGCUUCCUGGUUGAUUUUAUUUCCUAUCCAGUUAUAAAGGGAUUCACCUCCUCUGCUGCUGUGACCAUUGGCUUUGGACAAGUGAAGAAUAUUCUUGGUCUCCGUGACAUUCCCCGUCAAUUCUUCCGGGAAGUCUACUUCACGUUCUACAACAUUGCAGAGACCAGGCUCGGAGACCUCGUUCUCGGCCUGAGCUGUCUCUUGCUGCUCGUGCUGUUGAAGAUGAUGAAGAACCACCUUCCGAAACAAUCGGAUCAUCUGCCGCUACUGGACAGGGUGUGCCACGCCAUUGUCCGCUUCACCGGAACAGCCCGCAAUGCUGUGGUGGUGGUAGCGGCCAGUCUGGUUGCUUUCUGCUUCGAAAGUCAAAAUCAACACGUGUUUACUCUAACGGGGAAAACUAGCCAGGGCCUCCCACCUUUCCGGCUCCCGGCUUUUUUCGAUACAACGUCCAACAAGACUGUCUGCUUUACUGAGAUGCUUCAGAAUUUUGGAGUAGGAUUAGCCGUGGUACCACUGGUUGGGUUUCUGGAAAGCAUUGCGAUCGCCAAAGCUUUCGCCAGUCGGAACAAUUACAGAAUUGACCCGAAUCAGGAGCUCCUUGCGAUCGGUAGCACAAACAUUCUGGGUUCUCUGGUUUCAUCUUAUCCUGUAACUGGGAGUUUCGGGAGGACCGCAGUAAAUUCCCAGACAGGUGUGUGCAGCCCUGCUGGUGGAAUAGUCACUGGAGUCAUCGUGCUGCUCUCUCUCGCCUUCCUCACCCCUCUCUUCUACUACAUCCCGAAAGGAGCGCUGGCGGCUGUUGUAAUCUGUGCCGUGUCUGGGGUGUUUGAUUUGAAGAUUACUGCCACACUGUGGAGGGUAAAAAAACUGGACCUGCUCCCUUUCCUGGCAUCAUUCCUGGGUUGUUUUUGGGAAAUCCAGUAUGGAAUUCUGGCUGGAAUUGCUUUGUCUGGGAUAAUUCUGCUUUAUAACGUCGCCAGACCAGAGAUGAAGAUUUCUGAUUACAAUACAGUUGUGGUGCAGUUACAGAGUGGUCUGAAUUUCCCUGCUGUCGAAUAUGUCUGUGACCUGCUAUACAGGCGGGUGUUAGAGGCAUCCCCUCCACAGUCUGUGAUCCUUGACUGUCUUCAUGUCAGCAGCAUUGACUACACGACAGUGAAUGGCCUACAGGAACUGAUCCAGACAUUCCAGCAGCACAACGUGUCCCUGCUCUUCUCUAAUUUCCGGCCUAUGAUUCUGUCGAUACUGACUUCAGCAGAGAUCGAAGGAUUGAGACAUUUUGAUAGCACUGAGGCAGCGCUUCGUUACUUACACGGAGAUGACCGCACCCGUGAGCUGCGUGAGAGUGAGAAACCGCUACUCGACCAGACUGAGAGAUUGUAUACCUAGCCUGAAAGCACUACCUCUCUGCCAAGAACUGGCAGCUCCACAAACCGAUCAGUCUGUUAAAAGUAAAUGUAAUACCAUCAGGCGAGAAACUUGACCACUGUGCCCACUUGGAUCAAACAAGGAGAGCUGGUCCUCGCUGACACAAUUGACGCUGAAAGGUUUGGACCUCUCCAUUAAUGGCAACUGGAUGUUUUGAACAUGUUCCGUAACACACUCUUGCUCAGUCUCUUCAGUCUAGUGAUUUUAUAUUUUCCUAUUUUAAAUGUUAACCAAAUGAUUUGUCCGAACUCUAGUUUAUUUUUGUAAUUAUCAUGGUAUUUAGCUUUUUGUUUUGUGCUUUAGUGCUGUUUGACCGGUUUGACCUUGGGAGCCUUCUGUUGCCAGCUCUGCAUCCAGACUCCGAAAUUGGAUAUUGAAGGUUUACUUUUGGGGGCGGGAGGGGUUUGGCUGACAGGCUGAAGGGAAACAUUGCAACAAGCAACUUCAGUUUGUUCAGGACAGGAAGCUGUGGGUCUGAGAUUCCACUCUUUCAGUCAGAGCUCCUAGUCACUGAGCAUAGUGUGUGGUCUUCAACCUGCUGCAAUCCUGGCCUCUUUCUGUGCUGGGUCAGAAUGUAAAUUUCCUGCAUAUGGCAAGAUUGUACAGUGCCCAAUCUUAUUGCUGUUUGACUGAGACGGCCCAUUUUGAUUGUUAAUGACAUUGGUUUGAGAAGCAGUGUGCACAUGCACUCCUAGGUUUUGUUAAUUUUUGUAUGCUGGUUAUGAUCUCCACCCCUGCCGCCGCUCCCCCGAACAAAAAAACACCAUGUUUUCUGGUUUCUGGGGAAGCUGUAUCCCACAGCAGCUGAGGAAUGAUUUCUUUGCCAGACACACCAGUGAGUAAUUGAGGAUGCAAUGAAGUUACUUCAGCAAUUGUCACUCGAAAGGGUCCCUGGCCAGACUCCAAGAGUUUGCUCCAAAAGCACUGCCUGCUUUUCAGACUGUCACACCAGCUCGAGACUUCUGCAGUCUUCUAAAUAUUUCUUUGUCCUGAGGGAAAUGUUGUGUGUAUUACAAAUUGAGAAGCUUCACCAAUUUUCGUUUUCAAAAAAAAGACCUUCCUAGUUUUUAAAUUGUUGAACAGUCAAAUUGUAGGGCUGUAGUGAAGGCCCUUUACCCAAUCUCUUUCUUAAAAGUCACAUAGUCAAAGUAGAAAGUUCAUUGCAGUACAAUGGUUAUUUGCACAGGGGCAGGUUGAGCACCAAGUGGACACUUCUGAUCAGCACUGACAGGCUUUUUUUUUUUAAACUGCUGCAUUAAAUGUUGCCCCUCCUCAGUAAAUGAUCUUCCGUUAAAGUGUGAAGCAGGUUCUCAGGCUUCAGUAACAACAGAUAUUUUAUCAUCACAGUUGACCAAACAACUUCUGACAGUAGUAGGAACUGCCGAUGCUGGAGAAUCUGAGAUAACAAGGUGUAGAGCUGGAUGAACACAGCAGGCCAAGCAGCAUCAGAGGAGCAGGAAAGCUGACAUUUCGGGUUGAGACAGAAACGUCAACUUCUGAGAGUACCCUUUUUUCUUGAUUAUAGAGGAUUAUAUGACUAGAGAGAUUAUAUUACCGAAGCGGGUUGUAGAUGGAUAGUAUGGUUUGGAUGGAGUCUAGUUACAGGGAUAAAUAUCUGCCUCUAAUGUCUAAAUUUUGUUGAGGGUAAUUAAGGAAACGCUUAUAUACAGAGUUGUGAACGCAGCUCAGUCCAUCAGGCAAACUAGCCUCCCAUCCAUUGACUACAUCUACAUUUCCCACUGUCUCAGGAAAGCAACCAGCAAACACCCUUCCCAACCCAGUUAUACUCACUUCCACCAACUUCUAUUGGUCAGAAGAUACAAAGUUGGUAUACGUGUACGAACAGAUUCAAGAACAGCUUCUUCCCUGCUGUUACUAGACUUUUGAAUGGACCCAUUUAAUGUUAUUGUUGAUUUCUCUCUCUCUCUGCACCUCCUACAGCUGUAACACUGCAUCCUGCACUUUUUUCUGUUGUCCUGAUGCACUUCUACAGUACAAUCUGCCUGUAAAGGACGUAAGACAGCACUUAUUCACUGUGCCUCCAUACGUGUGACCGUAACAAAUCCAAUCAGACUGGAGGAGGUUUUGAAGUUGCUUCUCAAUGGCUGUUGAUAUUUGGUAAAUUCAUCCUAAAUCUGAGAUUGAUUGGUGAGCAGAAAGCUAAGGUACUUGGCGGUGGAGGGGGAAGAGAAAGAGUUAGGUCACAGAUCGGCCAGAAUCUCACUGAUGGAAGAAUGGGCACGGGGCUGAAUAGGUUCUUGUUCCUGUGUUGUGAUCAGGAUGGUGGACAACUGACAAGUCCUUUUUCUUUCUCUGAGAGUUUCCCCUCACUGGACACUGCACGGCAGCAGUCGAUGGUUUCAGACACCAAAAAAAACCUUUUGGUUCUAUUUUUAAGGAGCUUUUUCUGUUUGCUGAAGGAUGUGGGCACUGCUGGCUGGAUCAACAAGUGUUUCACUUUCCCUAAUUGCCCCCGAAGGUAUCACUGAGCUGCCAUUCUGAAUCCUGCAAUCUGGGUGGUGUCGGUACACCCAGUAAUUUAAAUCAAAAGGUGCAGGAAUCUGCCUGGAAUUUCUUUCUCUGAAGUUAAAGGUACAACCCAUCCAUGAAAAUGUACUUUUCAGUUUACAAGUCCUCCUGGUGUCUGUUAAAUGCUCCUCAUCCUCCAGAAGAGCACAUUAUGUCUACCAAUUGUCUUCAUGUUGUUUUUAGAUCUAACUUUUUUUACCUUUUUCUAAUAAAUGACUGAUACCAUUAGCAAA